Molecule: messenger RNA, 3452 nt
Organism: Lingula anatina
Lineage: Eukaryota; Metazoa; Brachiopoda; Lingulata; Lingulida; Lingulidae
Product: ankyrin repeat and MYND domain-containing protein 2
Molecular function (GO): protein binding
Source: RefSeq, a predicted model, not a curated record
UCCGUGAUUCUAAAUCGCAGUGCCAAAAUAAAAGAAUAAGAUCUUACAAAUGUCAGCACGUCAUCACUCCAGAGAAAACAUGAUUAGGUUAUAGUUAUAAAUCUGCCUGUCCAUAUUCACUUUUAUUACUGUGUGCCGAGCACCAUGCAAUUUGAACAAUUUUACUAUCAGGCAAAUAACGAGAAUAGCCAACAUGGCGGGCAUGAAGGGAUGUCUUUCGGAGCUCGAAAAGAAAAUGCUUGAUAGUAUCUCAGAUGGAAAAGUUGACGAAGUGAAGCAUUUACUGAAUGAGCCAGAUGUACGAGUAGACUGCAUGGACACGCAUGGCAUGACCCCUCUGCAGCAUGCAGCCUACAAGGGCAAAAAGGCUGUAUGUGAACUCCUGCUGGCACAUGGGGCUAAUGUCAACUCUCACGAGCAUGAGUAUGGCUAUACUGCUCUCAUGUUUGCUGCACUGUCAGGUAACACAGAGGUUGUCAAACUUAUGCUGGAUGCUGGUGCUAGAACUGACUACAUAAAUUCUGUUGGGAGAAAUGCUUCGCAGAUGGCAGCUUUCACAGAUAUCGUUGUAUUUGAGAGACAACAAAUGCCUGUUAGAAAACUCAGAAAAAGUGACCAAAGUUUUAGAUCUCAUCUGUGAGAAGAAUAUGAAGUCCAAAGAAACCAAUGACAUCCGUGCCAUGAAGUCUCACUACAUGUCCUUCCUUGUCAAACAGUGUCACAAAUUCUGGCAGGACAAGCAGGAGAAUUUGUCUGCAUGGAUAAAAAGUUUGCUGAGGGCUAGAGAGGGUGAUGGAACGCAGGAAGUAAUGGAGCAGUGCGUAAGACAGGCACUUAAGGAAUUUCCAUAUGUGGAAUCAAAACUACUACAGCAGAUUGUGCCUACAUUGGCAAAAAAGAAAAUCGGUGAGCAGCCAGAUGCUCUAAUGAUAUUAACCCAGGCACUGAAUGGACAGCAGUUUGGCAGUGAUGAUACUGCAUGUGAUACCUGUGGGGAAACAGGGGCAGAAAAGAAAUGUUCAGCAUGUAAAAAGGUUGUGUACUGUAACCAAGUGUGUCAGAAGCUUCACUGGUUUACUCAUAAAAAGUUCUGUAAACAGUUAGCAGAGCAGUACCAAAAGGAACAAGGACGUCUAAAGCAAGAACAAGAAGCUGUAUUAGAAAGUAUGAAUACAGUAAAAGAGGCUGAGAAAGAAAUUAGAGAAUUAAAUGUUGAAGAGGACAAACCUGGUGCUGGAGAAAAUUUGAUGCCUACAACAAAAGAACAGUAAAUCAACACAUUUUGUCCAAAAGUAAAUAUUUUGGACCUGGACCUGCUCUUGUUAUGAUCCAUUAUUAGAGGUUAAGCAAACGACGAACAAUGAAGACGAAAUACGAAAACUAGGUUCAUACAUCAUAAGUUGUAGCGGCUGUUUCUUAAACACCGAACAAGGUAUACAAAAACAAUAGAGCAGGAUGAGAAAAAAAUGCUCAAUUUGUAGCGAUUUUAUAUUCGUUUUCACUUAUGAUAAACCAACUUGAAGGCAAUCAUACAAAGAAACAUGUGAUUUAACGCGUUAUCAAACGUGUAUUAAUGUGUGAACGAACUCAAUUGGUACUUACUUUUUUUGACGAGGAAUUCAUAAAAUCUUCGUAAAUUGGAAGAAAGAACUACGAAAAACAAGGUUAUGAUAAGCACAAAGUGAUGAUGUAGUGCACAUGUUCGUCCUUCGUCUUAGUUGUUCUCUAUUGUAACAAAUUCCUUGGUGCCCCAGAGGCAGUGAAAGGGUUCGUUUUACCUCAGAGAAAUGUCUAUUACAUGUGUUUUACCAAACUAUAAAACUUGCCAAGCUAAAAAAUGAAUGGUUUGAUGCAUCUCUGUCUUCUCAUAUACUGUAAGCACAUGUUCUUCUUCAAACUGUAACAAUUGUAUAAUUGUGUGUUGUGUUCUAAAUCGUGUAUAUUAAUAACUGGCUGUUGUAUUAUUUGUAAUUAAGGUAAAUCUGUCACUGGUGAAUCAGCCAAAGAAUGAAAAUAUUCACAUUGUCUGCCAACUUUAGAAAUUUUGUUGUAAGAACUCUUCUUUGUAUAUACAUAUUUUUGGAAGAAUUUGUAUAUAGGGUUGAUAAAGAAGCAUACACAAAUUAAGAUUUAAAAAAUCACCAGUCGUCCACUAUGAUGUGCGGAAAUUUUACAUUAUACUACACUAUGGCUCAUUCAGUAGCUUUUCUAACAUCUAGGUGACAUGCAGUAGGCAAAUGAUAGUCCAAAUACUCAACCCCUGCAGUGAAGGAUUUUGUAGUUUUCAUUGAUGAUGGCCUUCUUCUUGACUUGUAGCCAGCUGUACAUUUCAUUGUGGUAAGAAUGGGGCAAGAUUUUCGACUUUUAGACAGGCUCAUAAAACUCUUCAAUAGAUCAGCUAUAUCCCUUUUCUAACCUUUUAAAAAAACACUCAAGGCCUGUGCAUACAAGAGUGUGCACAGUUGUUGGAUUGUUACUGAAGGUGUAAAAUUACCAUAAUCUAAAUGUUUCAAAAGGGACAUGUAUUCUUGACAGAGAGCAAAUCCUACAUUUCAAUGGAAAGAGGAUUAAGAGCAGAUGGCAGGUGUGCAGAAGAAGGAUAAUAAAUCAGUUUUUAUGUACAGACACAUGUUGUGGCCAUCAUCAUCGGCCCCUAACGACUUUCAGAGAUAACAUAAGUGGAAACUGUUUCACUUAUUGUCUUCAAACUCACAGAAUUGAUUAAUAUUCAUGAAAUUCAGGUGAAGUUUAAAAAUCAGCUUGAUCAGACCAUUUUUACAAAAGUUAUACGUUUUUUUUUUUUUUCCACUUUUUAGCAUAUAUGCAAUGCAGAGAACACACUAAGGGAAAAAAUGGUUGAUCUAUUGUCUUCAAACUUACAGGAAUGAUCAAUAUUACUUAACUACAGGUCAAGUUCAAACACCUGCCUGAUCGCCUUAUUUUAAUGCAUUUUUUUAGAAGUGUGCCUUUUUCACAUAUUGGCAUUUUCAAAUUGUGACUUUGAACUUCCAUCUACCUGAAGACCUUUGCUAGUUACGUUUUCUAAAUAUCUUAGUAACCUGCAGUGCAUAGUUAAAAAUUGGUGAUGAUUAUGCUGUUAAGCAUUAUGUAAUAUUGCAUCAAAAUUGAAGAAACCCUAUUUUGGGCACUGCAGAAAGACCAUGCCAGUUAUAAUUAUCAAACUUAAUGAAAAUAAACAUAGGACUUAAACACAUCUUGAAUUGGAAAAACAGUCUGAUUGCAUUUUAUUCUGGAAGCAGUGCAGUUCUUUUUGGAAUUUUCAUAAUUCACAUAUUGGCAUUUUCAGUGUGGGACUUAGAACUCCCAAAUAGUGCAUGUAGUAACUUUUCUGAUUGUCCAUGUUAGGUAUAGUAGAUGGUUAAAAUUGGUGGUGAUUAUGCUGUUAAUCAUAAAUUAAAGGGAUAAUAACUCUUCGUUUUGGUCAAAAAAUA